GGCAUCCUACCUGAUGGAGAGCACAGCAGUGUCCUAGACCAGCGUCUUGAAAUUAAGAAACAAAAACACCUGUGAAAGAAUCUGAGGAUUGCCUUUUGUGGUGGUUAUAGAUCAUCUACAUCGAAAGUAUUAGUAACUGCCUUAAAAGUCUAAGAAGAACCAUGGAGGACAGAAGCAGCUGCAACAAUGACCGGGAGCGCUUGGGAAUACGCUUCACCAUAGACUACCUGCUGUACAACAAGGACAGUAAGUGUAUGAGAGAAGAGCAAAAUAUUCCCGCAGUGGAGCAGACCCCUCAUAGCCUACUGGAGGGCCAGAGUCUUGACAUCCUCUCAGUGAGGAAAAUUAUCAAACCUGGGAGCCCUGAGAAGGGGCCAGAGGGAGAAGAGGGGUCAGAGGAGGAGAAUGAAGAGGAGGAGGAGAUCAAAGGGGAGAAAGAUGAAGAGGAAACCACUACAGACAGCCCACAGGACAAGCCUUCCCAGUCCUACAUCUCCCUUAUCUCCAUGGCCAUACUUGCUUCAGAGGAGAAGAAGCUCUUGCUGUGUGACAUCUACCAGUGGAUCAUGGAUAACUACCCCUACUUCAAGAGCAAGGAUAAGAACUGGAGGAACAGCGUCAGACACAACCUGUCCCUGAACGAGUGCUUUGUGAAGGCUGGUCGGAGUGACAAUGGUAAAGGCCAUUUCUGGGCCAUCCACCCUACUAACUUCCAGGACUUCUCCAAUGGGGACUACCAUCGCCGCCGGGCUCGCCGCAGGAUCCGCAGAGUAACAGGACAGCUCCCCUACGCCCUGCACACACCCUAUUACCCCCUCCAUAGGCCCAGGGGGGUGUGGUGCUGGUGCUGUCCCCCAGCCCACCCUCUCUCCGCAGCCCACCCUCUGUCCUACGUCUCAGCCAGGAUCUAUUGGAGCUGGGCCAGCCUGCAGACCAGACGACACCCAUCCACGCUCCGGUUCAAUAGCACCACAUAGAAUUGGAUGCAUGUUGCAUGUUGGUCUGUUCUUUAUAUGACAGGUGGCUGAGAGAGAUGUAUUGAGUAUGAUUGUGAAAUCUGUGGCUGGCUGGCACAAAUAAGAGUACCAAAGCACCAAAGUAUGAUAUUGCACAAUUUUUGUUUGAAAUGCAAUAC
Molecule: messenger RNA, 1135 nt
Organism: Oncorhynchus tshawytscha (Chinook salmon)
Lineage: Eukaryota; Metazoa; Chordata; Actinopteri; Salmoniformes; Salmonidae
Product: forkhead box protein A1-B-like
Exons: 2
Coding region: 162-977 (271 amino acids)
Biological process (GO): regulation of transcription by RNA polymerase II; anatomical structure morphogenesis; cell differentiation
Molecular function (GO): RNA polymerase II cis-regulatory region sequence-specific DNA binding; DNA-binding transcription factor activity, RNA polymerase II-specific
Source: RefSeq, a predicted model, not a curated record